Messenger RNA from Tetrahymena thermophila SB210, 4482 nucleotides. Its product is annotated as DENN (AEX-3) domain protein. The record is from RefSeq and is a predicted model, not a curated record. The transcript has 10 exons. Lineage: Eukaryota; Ciliophora; Oligohymenophorea; Hymenostomatida; Tetrahymenidae.
AGGAGUCAAUAUUAUUAAAUAAAAAAAAAUUAACAACUAAAUAAUAAUUACCAAUAUUAAUUAUAUAACAAAUAAAUAAAUAAUUAUUUAAUUAGUUAGCUAGUUACUAUUAUUAAAAUGAAUGAAAAUUUAGAAAAGUAUUCUUAAAACUAUCUUCAUAAUAGAUAGUAGAAUUAAUAUGAUAAUAGCUAUCCUUAAUCUAAUUAAUAAAAUAGGCAGUAUAGUUAACCAAUUGAGUAAUCUCGUCAUCAAAGUAAUAAAGAGUAGUAUGAUAUCAAGUAGGUUUAUGGUAUGCUUUAGUAAAGCUAAGAGCAUAACGAAAAUCUCAAAAAUAUUAUUGACGAUUUAAAAAAAUAACUUCGAGAAUAUAAGCAUAAGUUUGAAUUAUCUAGCAAAGAGAAUGAAUAAUUAAAAUCAUAAUAUAAACUACAGAGUGAGAAAAAUGAAAUUUACUUAAUGAGGAUAAAUACUUUCGAAGAAAGUGAAUAGAAUUUAAAGUAAAAAGUAUCUGAUCUCAGCAGUAAAUAUGAAUACUUGAAAAAUAAAUAUUAGGAACUUUCAAAGAAAUGUAAAUAAUUAGAAAUAUAAAAUUAAGCUUAUCAGUAAUCAAAAAAAGAGAAUGAUUAAACGCUUUACAAACCUGAGAACAGAGUUUAAACAAAUCCUGUUAACGAUGAUUCUCCAAACAACUUUUAAUCUGUUAACUCAGGUGUUAAUUCUAGGUAACAGCUUUCUUAGAUUACUAAGAACAGCUUAAAAAAAAUAAAUUCUAUUGAUUUUAGCAGCCAAGGAGGUAGUAUUUAGGAUAUUGAUAAAUACGCAUUCUAAGUACUUAAAUAAUAGCAUAAUUAGUAAUCUUUGAGUAAUUUAACUCCGUAAAAUUAAAAUACAAAGCAAUUAUAUCCAAGCGAUUAAGUAAAUUAGCAAAAUAAUAUCAGUUCUUAUUAGCAAAUGAGCAGUAAUAAGAUUUCCUAAGAAAAUAGUUCUAAUAAAAUACCUUCUUAAAGUCCAAGGUCGUAUUCUUAAAUAGAAGGUAGUAACUAAAGCAAUAACAUAAAUGGAGUUCAAAUGCUAAAAAAUAAUUAUAUAAAUUAGAUGCAAUCCGCUGCAGUAAAUAAUAAUUAAACACCAAUUAGAAAUAGCACUUCAGUUCCUGCUCUCUUUAGAACAGCUAAAACAGAAUCUUAACAUUCAGAAAAUAUAAGCGAUAUGAAAACAAAUCCAUCCAUUCUUUAAAAAAAAAAUAACGAAAUUUUGCCAAAUAAUUACUAACCAAAUUAAAAAUAAUACUCAGACAAUAAAUAAAUUUAACAGAAGAGUUUACUAUUCCCUUAAUAAAACAGUAGCAGUAAUUACUACUAGGAAGAAGGUUAUGGUUCUUUCAAUAAAUUCCAGAAUUCAAGUACAGUGGCUUUAGAAAACCCAAAUGAAUAAUCUAAAGGAGAAAAUAAUUACAAUAGUAACAUGCAUUAAAAACCUCCAAUAAUAAAAAAGAUGGAUUAAAUUCACAAUUAGUCUCAAUAUGAUUAGCAAAGAUAAAAUGAAAUUUGUGUUGCUUAUGGAAGAAUAAAUUCACACAGAGCAACAUCAGAAAACCAAACUCCAACAAACAGCUCAUACCAAAAUUUAAAUAAUUUCGAGAAUUAUUCUUAACAAACAAAAAAUAUGUAAUAAGCUGCAGCAAUAAAUUAGUUAUCUAACCCUUCUGUAACUUAUUUAGGGGAUCAAAGUACCUUAAGUAAUUCAUAGGGACAAAGUAGCUAAUAAUAUAUGUCUUAAUCAUCAAAAAACACAUAAUUGUAAUAGUAAAAUGCCCUAGCUUCAAGUUAAGGCCACAAUACUAGCAAUAAAAAUUUUCAAUAGAAUAAUUUAAGCAUUGGUUAAUAUUAUCCUACAAAUCCUUCUUCUUAUGACAUAACUUAUAGUGAAAGUAAUUUAAGCAGUAAUUAGAACUAUUAAACGGGAAAUAAAGACAUGUAUUCUUCAUUGAAUAAUAGAAAUUAGCAAAAUUAAAGUUAAUUAAAUGAUGCUCAUAUGUACAGUACAAAUCCUGUUCAUACUUCAGAUUAUAGUUCUACAAAUCACCAAUUAAAUAAAAAUGUGCAAAUUUCUUCAUUUAAUAAAAAUGCCCUGUAAAACAAUUCUUCUUCAAAACAACAAUCUAGUGGCUUAAAAACUCAAUCUGUAACAGAUUUUAAUCAUCAAAUUCCAAAGUACGCAUCUGGGGAUUAUGAAAAAUCUAAUCCCUAAUCAGAAACUAAAAUUGAUAGUGAAAUUCAUACUCCUCAAAAACCAAAUAUUUUUUAAAGCAAAAGUGUUUUUAACAAUAAUUAAAUAAAUUUAUAAACAUUUCAAGCUGCUAACGUUAAUCACAGUAGUGUAAUGAAAGAAAAUGAUUUUGCAGAGCACCUUAUAAGCAACGAAGGAAUACAAGUUAAGAAAAGAAGUUAAGUUUUACAUGCAUCAAGAAGAGAUCCAAACACAAAUAGCUAAUAUUCUCCAACUUCUUCAAGCCAUUAAAAGCUAUCAUAAUAUGAAGAUAAAUAACUUAUGAAAGCAUUAUUUGGAACAGAAAAUUCUGUUCAGACUAAAGAGUCUGGAAUUCCUUUGAAUUACACUAAAAAUUCAGAUAAGAUGUUUGAGAUUAGUUAGAGAGUUGAAAACGAAUAUGACUUGAACAAAUAAAAUGACAGGAUAGUUCCUUCUCUUAACCCUAGCUUUCCUUAAAAUAAUAAUAGCUUAAGUAACAGCAGUAACAAUUCUUAUAACUAAUCGCAGUUUGAAAAAAGAUCACAAUCUAUUAAAAAUAUACCAUCAAAUUAAGUCAUUGAUAAUGAUAGUAUGGCUAACUUAGAUAGUGCAAGUGAUAACCGCUAAAAACUAAGAACUUCAGAAAGAAAUAAUAACAAUUUAAAAACAAUUUAGAUUUAACCAUUUGGGUAGGGAUCAACAAACUUAAAUACUAAGCCUUAUAAAAUGGCUAAAUUAAUAGAAAAUUUUAUUGUGAUAUCUGCAAACUCUGAAAAGACUAAAUAAUUAUCAAAGCAGAAUGUAUUUAACGUUGAUUAGGAAAUAAUAUUUAGAGCAGCUGAACCAAAAAAUGACAUGGAGAACGAAUAACUCAAAGUUGUAUCAAAAUUCUGCUUCCCUUAAGGAGUAGAGGUGCAUAAGUAUAAAAGAGAAAAUUUUAGCUCUGAUAUUUUAAAGAUGAUAAAUACUCAUAAGGAGCUUUAAUCUAAAGAAUAUUUUGUUUUCCCUAUUAAAUCUGCUGAAUCAUUUGAAAAGAAAGUUAGUAAUCAAAUAUAAACAUUAGAUUAUAAAGAAGGAAUUGACGAAGUUAUGAACCCAAACAAAUUUUUAUACUGUGUUUGUGUGAUUACUAGAGAUUAUAUUGAUCCAAUUAGUUCUUAACAAAGAAUGUUUAAGAGUGAAAAUAAUACCUAAGCUUAGCACUACUAUCAAGUUUCAAGCAUAUACUGCAUAAUUACAAAAUACCCCUUCUUCAACUUCUUUUUCGAUUUGAUUUUACAAUUUAUAAAUAAAAUGAACAUAAAUAAAAAAAAUUAUAUCACAGACUUCUAACCAAAAAACCUAUUACCUUCAGCUUUAGAUUUUUAACAAAUUGAUCUAUCAUCUUUCAAAAAACACAUAAACUAAGGAGUUUUGAAAGUAAUUUAGUCUUGCAUAAAAGGUGAAAUAGGAAUUGACUUCAAUAUUGUACAUAAGUUUAGUGUUGGGUAAGAGUUACUAUCACUUACUGUACCUUAAAGAGAUAGCUGCUAUCUUUUAGAAGCUAGGUGGGGAGUGAUGCAAACACUAACUAUAAUGAAUGUCUAUGAAUUCUUAUAUAUUUUAUUUUCUUUAUUGUUAGAAGAAAGCUUAGUUUUUCUUUCAAAAAAUCCUUCUACUCUUUCAUAAACAAUGAUGAUGUUUAUGUCUGCAUUAAAACCAUUUAAAUGGCCCCAUCCUUUUGUAAUGUUUUUAUCUAAUGAUCUAAUGCAUAUGUUUGAUUCACCAUUCCCUCUAGUAAUUGGAAUAAAUAAAUCAUAUGACUUUAUAAAAGACAAUAAACUUUAUAAAACACAUCCUCAUUGUAUAUUUGUUAACCUAGAUGAAUUUGGUAUAAGUGAGAAGAAGGAGUCUAUUUAUUAAAGCAGCACUUAUACAUCCUUAACAUAAAAAAUAAAAGGUGAUUAUGAACAGCUUAAACAAUUAUUUAAUAAAAAAGAUGCUUAUAAUGAUUUCUCAUAGCAGUUAUUUGAUAUAAGUAAUACAAUUUAUGAUAAAAUCAGAAAAUUCUUUAAAGAUACUCUAAAUAAAAUUUUGCCUGCUAAGCCAAUACUUGAUUAAAAAAAUAAUCUGGACUAUGACCAAAUGAAGAUUAUAAUAUAAAAAAAUUCUAUUUAAGGAGAUUAAUUCAUAGAAAAAUUCGUUUAAUCUCAGAUUUUUAGCUAUUAUUUAGAAGAACACUACAAUAUUUGA